Messenger RNA from Penicillium verrucosum, 297 nucleotides. RefSeq lists its product as uncharacterized. The transcript has 2 exons. The record is from RefSeq and is a predicted model, not a curated record. Bases 1 to 297 code for a protein of 98 amino acids. Lineage: Eukaryota; Fungi; Ascomycota; Eurotiomycetes; Eurotiales; Aspergillaceae.
AUGAUCACGAUCACCUACCAAUUCGGCCCAGUGUGGCUGAACUGCAAGAAGGUCAUCUUGAGUGGCCGACCAGACUACAGUGUCUGGUACGGAGUGAGUGAGGCUUUGUGCCUCAAUGUUUUGAUUGUUGAGGCAAAGGGGUCGCCCAAGGCGACAAACCCGAUUGCCCAACUGCUCGGGUACAUGGGCUGUAUUCACCGAGCCCGCAAGUCAGAGGGCAAGCGCAACUGUGGGGUGUAUGGAAUGGCCUCCACCGGCGAUACUUGGACUUUCCUGAAAAUUAGCAACGAGGACUAA